AUGAAAUAUGAAAUACUGCUGGAAUACAAGCCAGGCAAAGAAAUGUCUAUUCCAGACACACUGUCAAGAGCAUCGCUACCAAUCAAAUAUCCCUCAAGUGAUGACUGGCAAGUUCAUCUGAUCGUCAAUAGUUUACCCAUGUCAGAUGAAUAUAUGAACAUUUUUCAGCAGGCCACUGCAGAUGAUGCUGUUUUAAGGCUGUUAAAGAAUAAUAAUAUGAUAGGCUGGCCAAACAAGAGAGCUGAAAUUCCACAAGCAUAUUCAGGAUUUAAAGAAGAACUUAGUGAAAGCAAUGGUUUACUUUUUAAAGGAGAAAGAUUUAUAGUACCAAAAGUAUUGCAAAAAGAAAUGCUUCAAAGACUGCACCAAGGUCAUCUUGGGCGAGAUAGAUGUCUUGUUACAGCUAAGGAGGUGUUCUUCUGGCCUGGAAUGUCUAAGCAGAUUAUAGACAUGGUAUCAACAUGUGCAGUGUGUAACGAACACCAGAAGUCCCAGCAAAAGGAGCCAUUGUUACCACAUGAUACUCCUGUACUUCCUUGGGAAAAAUUGGAGCUGAUAAUUUUGAGUAUCUCAGUAAAAACUAUUUGCUACUUGUAG
Messenger RNA from Biomphalaria glabrata, 597 nucleotides. RefSeq lists its product as uncharacterized. The record is from RefSeq and is a predicted model, not a curated record. The coding region runs from base 1 to 597 and encodes 198 amino acids. The transcript has a single exon. Lineage: Eukaryota; Metazoa; Mollusca; Gastropoda; Planorbidae.